GCCUCCGCCGCGGCCUUCCGGGUGCCGAGCGCCUGCGCGCCGCGGUGACAUGGCCACGCCGGCCAAGCGGCGGGCCCAGCCGCAGCCCCCUGCCGAGGAGAGCGGCUCCGAGUCCGAGUCUGAGCCGGAGUCGAGCGAGUCGGGCUCGGAGGAGGAGGAAGAGGAGGAGGAGGCGAUCGAUGAGGAAGUGAAUAUUGAAUUUGAGGCACAUUCCAUAUCAGACAAUGACUAUAAUGGAAUAAGGAAGUUACUACAACAGUUGUUUCUAAAAGCUCCUGUUAACACUGCUGAAUUAACUGAUAUAUUAAUACAACAGAAUCAUAUUGGAAGUAUUAUCAAGCAAGCAGAAGUCCAAGAAGACAGUGAUGAUGAUGAAGAUGAUGAUGAAGUCUUUGGUUUCAUUAGCUGCUUAAACUUAACAGAAAGGAAGGAUACACAGUGUGUUGAACAAAUCAAAGAGCUGGUUCUAAGUCGGUGUGAGAAGAGCUGUGAACAGCAUGUAGUUGAACAACUGAAUAAGCUCCUAAAUGAUAGUACUAAGCCUGUGGGUCUUAUACUGAGUGAAAGAUUCAUUAACGUACCACCACAGAUUGCUCUACCCAUGCACCAGCAGCUUCAGAAGGAGUUGAGUGAGGCACAGAGAACAAACAAACCAUGUGGAAAGUGCCACUACUAUCUCCUUCUCGGCAAGACCUUUGCAGAAGCCACAAAGAGCAAUCCUAAGAAGAAGGGAGGGAGACAUCAGCAGAAGGAGGAAUUAAUGUUUGCAAAUGCAGAGGAAGAAUUCUUUUAUGAGAAAGCCCUUCUGAAGUUCAACUACUCUGUGCAAGAGGAAAGUGACACUUGUUUGGGUGGCAGAUGGUCCUUUGAUGAUGUACCAAUGAAACCCUUGCGGACUGUUAUGAUAGUUCCAGCUGACGGGAUUCAUGCCAUUAUGGAUAAACUGAAAGACUAUCUCUCAGUCUGAGAUUUCCUAUAAACACUGGGUUUUGUAAAGCAGCCAUGCAGAACUAUGACUUUAGUAUUUUCAGAAGGCUGCUGUGGAGUUAAUGGUUUUCUACUGCUCAAAUGCUUCCUCUGUACAUUUAGAAGACAAGGAGAUGGUACAAAGAAAAAUAUCUAUGAAAUUAAUAUUUUUAAAUAUUCUGUCUUAUGAUAUAUUGGUAUCAUCAUUAAACAGUCAAUAAAAAAACAGUGUAACAAGAAAA
Messenger RNA from Neopsephotus bourkii (Bourke's parrot), 1208 nucleotides. It is a transcript of the gene BCCIP, whose product is annotated as BRCA2 and CDKN1A interacting protein. The record is from RefSeq and is a predicted model, not a curated record. NCBI's taxonomy places the organism in Eukaryota, Metazoa, Chordata, Aves, Psittaciformes, Psittacidae. Gene Ontology annotation, cellular component: nucleus. The transcript is spliced from 7 exons. The coding region runs from base 50 to 967 and encodes 305 amino acids.